Odontomachus brunneus is the source of this 1107-nucleotide messenger RNA. It is a transcript of the gene Gclm, whose product is annotated as glutamate--cysteine ligase regulatory subunit. The transcript is spliced from 7 exons. Lineage: Eukaryota; Metazoa; Arthropoda; Insecta; Hymenoptera; Formicidae. Bases 300 to 1037 code for a protein of 245 amino acids. The record is from RefSeq and is a predicted model, not a curated record. Gene Ontology annotation, biological process: glutathione biosynthetic process. Gene Ontology annotation, cellular component: glutamate-cysteine ligase complex. Gene Ontology annotation, molecular function: glutamate-cysteine ligase catalytic subunit binding; enzyme regulator activity.
GUUACCAAAUAUUCUUAACAAAAUUCGUUGCGCUGACACGUUUGCGGAAAUCCGUGUCGAAUUUGCACUCGUCAGCGACGGAAAUGAUCACUCAUGUGAUUUAUCUAGAAUCUACAGUAUGAUAUAAGUCGAUGUAAUCCGUAAAAGAGUAGUUUUAGGUAUUUGUUUCCUGCGACUAAACAGGAGAGUCACGUUCGUGCACGUCACUUUUUGCCACGAUAGUAUAAAUAUCUCAACUACUGAACGCAAACGUCAAAAGGCGAUCACGCUGCGAAAGAUAUCGUUAUUAUCUGUUAAGCAUGGUCUCAAACGUUUUGCUAGUCAACACCGGGAACAUACUCUCCCUUAGCGAGGCGAAGAAGAAGGCAAGCCAAAAUUCUACUGAUGAGUUAAUCGAAGCACUGAAAAUUAUCCUAAAUGACAAGCAAGGCAAGGGAGAUGGUACGACGAUUAUCAAUGGAAAGGAGGACAUAGGUUUACAGGAUGUUGAUAGGAAAGACUUGAAAAUCGCCAUAAAGGUGUUUAUCUCUUCACCUGAUGAGGAUUCACUGAAGCAGGCAUUGGACCAAACAUUUAAGACACUCAAUACAGAUACUAUAGAAGCUUUAGUAAUAGCUUACAAAGGUACUGAAGAACCAGAAGACACAUUAUCAUCAUUGAAACGAAUAUGGUCUGUGGUAGAAGAAUAUGUGAAAAGUAACAAGCUAUCCAGUGUUGGUUUGAGUGACAUUAAUACAAAUACGUUCAUCGAACUGUUUCAAUGGGCCAAUAUAAAGCCAAACAUUGUCCAAAUUAAUUUAGCCACAUGUUGCGUUGUUCCGCCAGCUUUACAGACAUUCACCAAGGAAAACGAUAUUCAAUUAUUGACACACAGCGACCCAUGUCAAAUACUACCUCAAGAAGUAUUGGAGGAGAUUUUUGGUAACACUGCUCGUUUACACUGGUUGACUAGAUAUCAGAUUCAUCUUAAGUGCCGUGGUAUCUUAUCAUCAAAAGGAUACUUACUGUUUGUUAAUAACUUAAAUACUGAACCUUGAUGCUAGUAGUCACUAAAGAUUAUUUCUGUUUAUUGGUGAGGGUUUAAAUGUAUACAUAUAUACAGUAACA